AACAGGCAUAUGCUAAUUUUGAUUGUCGGUUCAGGGAACAUUUUUUGAGCAUCUACUACUAUCAGGAAAUGUACAAGGUAGAAAAAAAUGAAUGACAGCUCUUAUUCCUAGGUCAUUUAUAGUCUAAUAUGAGAAAUGAACACAUGAACAGUUUCAGUAUGCUUGUUUAAAAAAAUCAUAGUUUCUUUGGCUUCACCAGAGUGUGUUCAGCUUAGGGUAUGUGUGUGAGUGUGAUACUGAGAGCUGGUAGAGAGGUUGUAAGAGCGUUGUCAGUGGAAAGGGAAAGCCUUCUUAAAGAAGCUUAUACUGAUUUUAUUUCACAAUUCUUGGGAUAAAAAAACAAACUUGACUUUGUUUUUAAAGUCAUAAGCCAAUCACUUAACUAGGAUUUAGAAAAAGUUUAAUACCUCUGUAAUGCUUACACUAUCUCUAUCAUGAGUUAUUUUUACUAUUCCUGUUCUAUUUUAUAGAUGAGGAAGGAGAUAGAAGUGGUUACAGUGGGAGAUUUUCAAGUUUUUUAAUCAAGGAGGGACAGACAGUAGCUUACAAGACAGUAGAUUUAUUAUAAACAGAAACAGCUCCAAGAAAACUGAUUUUAUUUUAUAUGUAGUUCUCUAUUUCUGAUGUAGACAAGUGUAGUUGGUCUGGGCAUUUUAUGCUUCUAAAUCAGUUGUAGAGAAAAUCAGAGAAUAUGUAAAUCUAAUAGAUUGAGAAAAAUUGUAAAAUUCUGAGUUGUAUGUGUAACAUUAUUAUUUGGGGGGAAACAUUAUUUUUAUGUGGACUGCUUAUUAAAGGCAAGGAUAGUGUUAGUAAAGAGCUUAGCUGACUAGAUUAGAACAAAGAAAUUGUCUCUUCCCAUCUGUUCUAAUUAGCUUAUCUCUCCUGCUCUCAUAGCAUGUUAGUUAUUUCAGAAAAGAAGGGAGAGGUACUUUGAAAGGACACCAUUUUUAUUCAGCUAAUUUAUAAUGAUUUUGGAAUGGUUGUUAGUUCUUAAACAUAAACUUAUAAAUGUUAGACUUCUUCUGUAACAGUUUGUUACUGGACAUUUCAAGGCUUUUCAGUUACAGAGUUUGGCCUCUCCUCCUCCUUUUGGUUUUGGCUCAAAUGAUUAUGUUUCCUCAUUUUGGGAAGAUUUCUCUGUGUAUUUUGAUAUUUGUCCUGAUAGAAGGAAACCUUCCAUCGUUAACAGCACAAACCUACUUGUCUUUAGAAGAGAUCCAAGAACCCAAGAGUACAGUUUCUUUUCUCCAGACUGACUCAGAAUCCACAGAUUCUUCUCUAUCUCCUAAAAAGAAACAACCUCUGGACAGCAGAGAAACUGAGAGACAUUGGUUGCUCAGAAGAAAGCGAUCUACUUUAUUUCCUAAUGGUGUGAAAACUUGCCCAGAUGAAAGUGUUACAGAGGCUGUGGCAAACCAUGUGAAAUAUUUUAAAGUCCGAGUAUGCCAGGAAGCUGUCUGGGAAGCCUUCAGGACUUUUUGGGAUCGACUUCCUGGGCGUGAGGAAUAUCAUUAUUGGAUGAAUUUGUGUGAGGAUGGAAUCACGACUAUAUUUGAAAUGGGCACACAUUUUAGUCAGUCUGUGGAACACAGAAGCUUAAUUAUGCAGAAACUGACAUAUGCAAAGGAGACUGUAAGUGGCUCUGAAUUGUCAUCUCCAGUUCCUGUUGGUGACAUGUCAACACUGGGAGAUGCUGGUCUCAGUGUUCCAUAUCCAGGGGUGACCUCCUAUGAAGGUAUCUCAGAGAGCAGCUUGGAGAGGCCAGAAGACAGUAUUAGCAAUGAAAUUGAUAAUGUGAUAGAAGAAUCCACAAAAACAGCCACUGAGCAGGUUGCAGAAUUCAGUAUCCACCUUUUGGGGGAACAGUACAAUGAAGAACUACAGGACCCCUCCAGCUUUCACCACCAGCGCCUUGUAGAAGACUUUAUUUCAGAGGUGGAAAAUGCAUUUACUGGGUUACCAGGCUACAAGGACAUUCGUGUACUUGACUUUAGGUCCCCUAAGGAAAAUGGCAGUGGCAUAGAUGUUCACUAUGCAGUUACCUUCAGUGGGGAGGCUAUCAGCAAUACUACCUGGGACCUAAUUAGCCUACAUUCCAACAAGGUGGAAAACCAUGGUCUUGUAGAAUUGGAUGAUAAGCCCACUGCUGUUUAUACAAUUAGUAACUUCAGAGAUUAUAUUGCUGAGACACUGCACCAGAAUUUUUUGCUGGGGAGCUCUUCUUUGAAUCCAGAUCCUGACUCCCUUCAGCUUAUCAAUGUGAGAGGGGUUUUACUUCCCCAAAGUGAAGACCAAGUUUGGAACAUUCAAAGUUCAAGUCUUCAGCAAGCCCUACCAUCUAUUCUGGAUAAUACCCCUCAAGCUGAAUGGCCCUCAGCAGAUGAAUCCACCACGAGCAGUAUUUCACCACUUGGUUUCAGCUCUGGCCUUCCUUCAGCCACUGGCAGGGAACUCUGGUCAGAAAGCCCUUUGGGUGAUUUAGUGUCUACACCCAAAUUAGCCUUUCCCUCGAAGGUGAGCCUCAGUUCUUCCCCAGAGGUUUUAGACGUUAGCGGCUUGACUCUUCAUUCUGUCACCCCAGCAGUGCUUCAGACUGACCUGCCUGUGGCUUCUGAAGAAAGGACUUCUGGGUCUCACUCAUUAGAAGAUGGAUUAAUGAAAGUUGAAGUGUCAGAAGAUUUUCUUUCUGUUAACCCAUUGCCUUCAAGUCCAUUUACUUAUCCUGUGCCAAAAGAAACACCACCAUCCAUGGAAGACUCUGGGAUAUCUUUGCCAUCCUCACCAUAUCCAGUCUCCUCUGUCACAUUUGAUCUUCUUGCUAAAGAAGUAACUACACCGUUUGGCAUGGACUCUUUGGCCUCCAAAGUCAAAGACCAAUUAGAAGUGAGCCCUUGGAUGCCAGACAUAACUAUGGAAAAAGAGUUCAUGUUUGAAAGUGGUUUGGGUUCAGGGUCUGGGCAAAAGAUAGACCUGAUUACUUGGCCAUGGAGUGAGACUUCAUUAGAGAAGAGCACUGAACCAUUGUCCAAGUCAUGGCUUGAAGUUGAGGAUUCGCUUUUGCUAACUGAGGGUAUAGAUGUGAAACCAGUUAUAGAUGACAAAAUAGAUUCUGCAGAUCAACGUGCUGAGCAUUCAGAAUAUGGGCCUUUUGAUGGGUCUACAAACUUUGCAGAAGAUGAGCCCCUUGGUGGACCUACUGUGUCCCUCUUUGCAGAGACCACAACUCAAUCUGCAUCUCCAGUUCUACCCAAGCACACAUCAGAGGUACCCGACAUUGAUUAUUAUUCAGUUACCAAAUCACCUCCUCUGCAGACAUUUGUGGCAGUCUCCACUUCUACUGAUAAAGCAGAUCAAGUAGAACACUUUAUAAAGGAGGAUAUGGAGCAGACUACAGAGUCAUUUAACCAUGAAUGGUUUGACAGCAAGAUUUCAAUAGAAAAGUCAGAUGUGCAGCCUUUGAGGACCACAGUGCCAGAGUCAGAUGUCUUUUGGGCAAGAACUUCUCCCUUAGGGAAACUGUCCAGAGACACAUUGGCAAGUACACCACAGAGUACUGACAAGCUCUGGUUGAAAGCUUCCAUGACACAGUCUACCAAAUUGCCUUCAACCAUAAGUUCCACCCUGCUGGAAGAUGAAGUCAUUAUGGGUGUACAGGAUAUUUCAUUAGAGUUGGACCAGAUAGGCACAGAUUACUAUCAGCCUGAGCUAAUCCCUGAGGAAAGUGGCAUGGUUGGUAGUUAUGUGGAAAUGUCUACAAAUAUCCACUCCACAGAGAUGGCUCUUGUUGCUCAACCCACAAGAAGUGAUGACCUGAGUCAUACCCAAGCCGUAGGAGCUGUGGUGGUUUUCUUCAGCCUCAGAGUGACUAACAUGAUGUUUUCAGAAGAUCUGUUUAAUAAAAACUCUUUGGAGUAUAAAGCCCUGGAGCAAAGAUUUUUAGAACUGCUGGUUCCCUAUCUCCAAUCAAAUCUCACUGGAUUCCAGAAUUUAGAAAUCCUGAACUUCAGAAAUGGCAGUAUUGUGGUGAAUAGCCGAAUGAAGUUCACCAGGUCUGUCCUUCCUAACGUCACCAAUGCUGUCUACGUGAUUCUGGAAGACUUUUGCACUACUGCUUACCAAACCAUGAACUUGGCUAUUGAUAAAUACUCCCUUGAUGUGGAAUCAGGUGAUCAAGCCAACCCUUGUAAGUUUCAAGCAUGCAAUGAAUUUUCUGAGUGUUUGGUCAAUCCCUGGAGUGGAGAGGCGGAGUGCAGAUGCUACCCUGGGUACCUGAGUGUGGAAGAUCUGCCUUGUCAGAGUCUCUGUGACCUACAGCCCAACUUCUGCUUGAAUGAUGGGAAGUGUGACAUCAUGCCUGGACAUGGGGCCAUUUGUAGGUGCCGGGUGGGUGAGAACUGGUGGUAUCGUGGUGAGCACUGCGAAGAGUUUGUGUCUGAGCCCUUGGUGAUCGGCAUCACCAUUGCCUCCAUGAUUGGACUUGUCCUCAUUUCUUCUGCUGUAGUCUUCUUCAUCAUCAAGGCUCUUCAAGCUCAAUAUGUUAGGAGGGAAAGAGGGAGACCCUCCAGCAGGCAGCGUGAUGGCCUCUCAUCCGUAGAAAGUGCCGUGAAGCACAACCCCGUAUUUGAAAGUUAUGAGGCCGACCUCGAGCAGUAUGAGGGCCCCUACCCUCAGCGGCCCUUCUACAGCUCCACAGACAGAGAGAUGAUUGCUGGUCUGAGCAGGGAAGAGAUCAGACAAAUGUAUGAGAACAGUGACCUUUCCAGAGAGGAAAUCCAAGAAAGAAUGAGAAUUUUGGAACUGUAUGCCAGGGAUCCUGAGUUUGCAGCUUUUGUCAGAGAACAUCAAAUAGUCUAGAUGGACAUGAUUUGGGUGUAGAACUGGCCACCUUGUGGAACACUUAUGAGAAGCACGAAUGGGGCUGAAGGAGGAUUGUUGUUUCCAGAAGCCAAUCAGUGAAGUAAGAAUUCUGACAUAUUUCUGAAGAGCAAAUCUCUUGUUGACUGUGCAAAUGUCUGCUCCACAUCUGUUAAUGGAAGGAACUCCUGAACUCUCAGUGUGAGACCUGAGCUCCUCAGUUCAGGAAUAAAGACUUUGGCCUUACCUUUGUCAUCAUUGAACCACAAUGAGAAACACUGGAGAAUGAAGUUUCCAUGGUGAAGACCCUCUGCUGUUCACACUGUAAGGGCUAAAAGAGCUAUUGGUCUUACAGGACAAACUAUCUUGAAAGAGCUUUUAAAAAGAACUUUUCCCUUGGGACUUCCCUGGUGGUCCAGUGGUUAAGAAUCCACCUUGCAGGGCAGGGGAUGAGGGUUUGAUCCCUGGGUUGGAAAGAUCCCACGUGCCACGGAUUAACUAAGCCCGCGUGUUAUAAACUACUGAGCCUGUGAGCUCCAGAGCCUGUGCACCACAACUAGAGAGUGCAUGGUAAAGAAUUCAAGGUGGUUUUUUGUUUUUGUUUUUUUUGGUUCAGAAGGUGCUUUGGAGUCUUGCAGAUGUAACCUUUAUAGUUGAGUAUACAUACAGGAUUCUUGGGUUCUGGAUAAUGAGAAAUUUAUUUGGUAUGUAGGACUCCAUUUCCACAUGGCAGUGGUUUAAGGGUAUUUGUUCACAGUUAUGUGCUGUAAAGUCCCAUUUACUUCACAUAAUAACACAAGUGCAAGUUUUACCUGAUUUUAAUCCCACCCUUUGUUUUUUCUUUUCUUCAGUAUCUGGUCAUCAUGGCUUGGCUGCUCCCCUUCUCAUACUUUUUUUUAAUCACAUAGUAAAUUGUAAUGUAAUUGAACAACCCUCAUUUAUUAGUACUUCUGACAAAAGAUGAAAAUUGCACAAAUGUUCUUUGUAGGCUCUAAAGCCAUGUUGACUCAAAUGUGUACCUGAUCUAUUUAUUUGCAUUCUUUUUUUGGUAAGUUUGCCUUCAUCCAUCUCAUAAUUUUUAGGCAGUGGGCAUCUUUGUGUCAUUUCCAUGUUUUCAAUAAUGGAUACUUUGACAUCUAUCAGCCUGUGAAUUGAAGUUUCAUUUUGAAAUGGGAAAACAAGGUAACAUAUUUGCUCCAUGAGGAAACAGCUGAUUUAGGAGAAAAACUUACCUUUAUUAAGUUGAAAUAUUUUAGCUAAGAAAAAUAUGGGUCAUUUUUUUUUCUUAAAAUGUUUCUAACAAUUCCCAGUAGAAUGGGUGGGGCCAGCCUUUCAAAUUUACAAUCCAGCUGCAAUGAGUCAUGCCUCCUAGCUCAUUCUAUUCCCAAGUGUGCAAUGAAUGCAGAAAAAUGGUGUGACGGUCAUAAUCAUCAAAUCAGUUGCAUUGUGUUCUCCAGAAGAACCUGGCUGGAGGUGAGAAGGUGGGAGGGUACCAGAAAGUAACUGAUGAUGUAAAGAAUAUAAAUAGAAAUUUCCUUCAGUCAUGCAUUUUGUAAAACCUUAACAUUAUCUGUUUGAUUUAACAAGACACAGGUUAAAUCACUCCCCUUGGGGUAAUAAGACAGAGUAAAACACACAACUUACAGCUACAGCCUAGUUGAAAUGAUUCCUUAUCCUUUUUUCCUUCACUUAGUUACUUUUUUAGUGGUUAAGGGAGUAAAUAGGAAAAAUGUAACCAUAAUAUCAGAGAAUAAGGUAUAAUUAUUUAUGUAUGUGGACUGUGAUGAUUAUGAAGUGACUGUACAUACCAUAAUAUAUGUUCAAUAUGAAGUGUGGAUAAUGAAAGAUUUUUCUGUUUCAUCUUGUUUAUGAUGACACUGUAUUUAAAGUAUGGGUCAGAUAAGCUCAUGUUACUGUACUGUUUGCUUGACAUGCUCUAGUCUUAAUACUAGCUAAUUAGAAAUAAAAAUUUAACAGUC
This is a messenger RNA of Bubalus bubalis (water buffalo), 6833 nucleotides long. RefSeq names its product interphotoreceptor matrix proteoglycan 2 (gene IMPG2). The coding region runs from base 1009 to 4854 and encodes 1281 amino acids. Lineage: Eukaryota; Metazoa; Chordata; Mammalia; Artiodactyla; Bovidae. The transcript is spliced from 19 exons. Gene Ontology annotation, biological process: visual perception. The record is from RefSeq and is a predicted model, not a curated record. Gene Ontology annotation, molecular function: hyaluronic acid binding; heparin binding.